Molecule: messenger RNA, 1464 nt
Organism: Adelges cooleyi (spruce gall adelgid)
Lineage: Eukaryota; Metazoa; Arthropoda; Insecta; Hemiptera; Adelgidae
Exons: 7
Coding region: 126-1370 (414 amino acids)
Biological process (GO): sensory perception of smell; detection of chemical stimulus involved in sensory perception of smell
Cellular component (GO): plasma membrane
Molecular function (GO): olfactory receptor activity; odorant binding
Source: RefSeq, a predicted model, not a curated record
AUUUAAUGUUGUUAUGUUUUGAACGGAAGUACAGAAGUAAUACAAGAUCAUCAGAAGGAUAUCAAUUGAACUGUAAACCGACAAACACGUAAAAUAAUAAUUCGGAUAAAAAAAAACACCGAGAAAUGGCAAACCACAAAAAUGACGACAAAUCGUUUAUCACUAACGUUAGGUUGCUAAAAAUGACCGGUCUCUAUCAAGUGUUGAAUCCAGUUAAAUCUGAGGGCUCAACUACGUUAUGGGGAUGCAAUAUUUAUCAAUUGGCUCACAUUUUAGUCACGCCGUUGCACGUGAUAAUUGUGAUUUUCUGUGUGAUCGGUUUCAUUGCUUGGACAAACGACUUCAACCAGAGGCUAAACUGUUGUAUGCUAUUAGUAGGGGCCAUUAACACUUUGCUGAACGCCAUUCGGGUCGGUCAGAAAUCCGACGUUAUUUGGAAAUGUUUUGAAAUAAUGCGGGACGAUUUCUUGUCUUACAACUAUUCCAAAACGGACAUAGUGAAUGAUUAUAAAAGAAAGACCGUGAUGAUUACAAACAUAUACUCAAUAGCAUUUUGUUUGAUACUUAUUAUUUGGUUGGGCAACCCGGUGUUCAUAACUGAUUUUACAGUGAAAAAUGCAGACGGCGACUUGGUCACAUACCGAAACAGCGUCAUCAACGUUCUGCCUUACCCGUUCAAAAUCGACCUGUAUAACAAGCUGUUUCCAAUCAUUUACAUUAUCGAAGCCGUUAUAUUUACGCAAUCUGUAAUUGGAUUUAUAAUUUUCGAUUCGGUGCUGAUUAUUUUCUGUUGGUCGAUUAUAGCACACCUGAAAACAAUCGCUUCGGCGUACAGCUCGUUGGGAUACGAAAAAAUCGAAAACGAAUCAGUAACGUUAAUAGAAAAAUUCAAAACGAUUAUUUCGGAUCACACGAAAGUGAUAUCAGUAAUGAAAGACUUUUUUUAUACUAUCCGACCAAUAAUAGUAGCGCAGAUUGGAAUUGCUGCUUGUAUACUAGUUUGUGCGACCUAUGCCUAUAUAGCGAGUUAUUUUAACGGGAUGCCGAUUAUGUCUGCAACUUCGAUGAAAUAUUUAAGUACUGCGAUGUUCAGCGUGCUGCGGUUGUUCCUCUUAACUAAAAUUUGCGGACUUGUAGACAAUGAGGUAAACUCGAUGAAUUUCUCAUUGUACAGUUGUAAUUGGUUAGAUCAAGAUUUGUCUUUCCAAAAGCUGGUGUUGUUGUCAAUGACUAUGAACAGUGUUAAUAUGAAAACGAUUAUGAUAACACCGAUGAAGAACGUUGAUUUAAAGAUUUUUACAAGUGUGUUACAUAUGGCGUAUUCUAUUAUAUCCGUACUAUUAAAGAAGAAAUUAUCCGAACAAAAUUAAAAUCACAAAUAUGCGAAGAGCAUUUUAAGAAAAAUUAUACUAUUAAUACUAUAGGUUGCAACAUCAUAUUUUCAUGAAGAUAAAACAAUAUGCA